GCCCAUCAUGCACUUCCGAGCUUUGCGAGCAUUAUGCGUUGGGUACCUGAGUGUCUAUGUUGACGCGGCGCCGUCUAGCCGUGGCUCCGACUUGCUCUCGGUAGUAACUCCUCGUGCGAACUGUGUGCCUAGCCAACUCUCGAGCGAUACAUGGAAGAAGGAGGGCGUCGACAGCUUCUUGGCCAACGCCGCGAAACACUAUACGGAAUACUCCUCCGACAAUGUCCAAGCUUUGGGGGCGUACUUGGGUGCUCCCAACUUCUUUUGCGGAGUCAAUCUGUGGUGCAACGCCGGCCAGCCGUGUACACCAGUCACUCUCCCCGGAUGGUAAGCUAUACGCCCAACUUCCUGUCCUAUUCGCUUUCUUCUUGUACUAAAGAGUAACACAAGGUAUGCUUUGAUGGGCGUCCAAGGCUGGAACAACUACGUCAACAAUCUCAACCUCGCCGUCACGUACGCUGCCACCAUCCUAAGCCUGAAACUCGCAAAGGUAGUCGACGACCUAUGGCCAGCAAAAAAGGACAACGUCACCCCCAUGAAACAGUUCCUGGCAUGGGUCAACGGCAUCCUAAACGCCUUCCCGACCACGGCAGCACUCGGCGCUACCGCAGGCAGCAUCGCCAGCACCGUCCAAGGCGGCAACAUCAUUGCGGGUGGAAUGAUGCUGGCGCCCAGCGCAGGCGGUCAGUUCCUGCGAUGGAGUGACUUGUCUAGCCAGAUGGGCGGGAAAGUGGACGAGUAUAAGCAGGCGAUCGGAACGUACGCGAAGAAGGUUAUUGAUGCGCCCAUCGAUGAUCCGACUUGGGGUAUCAACAAGGUCCUGAGCGGCGGUGGUUACCUAUCCCGCCAGAGGAACAUCACUCAGGACGAUUUCGAUACAUGGAUGUACAAGACCGUCAGCGUCAACGCCAUGGCGCUGCUGAUGCAGGCACAGAAUGUGUACAUUAUCCGCACUUUCAAUAAGACGGCGUGUGAUGGGUCAUCUGCUGCUAUCUUGUGCAGACAAGAGGCGAACAGCAAAUGGACUGAAUGGCGGUUCCAGAGGCACGAUAGCGAUGAUGAGGUGCCCGAGCACCGGCUUGCUGAGAAGCUUGUCCAGACGUAUGGGCUUACCAAGGAGGAGAUCUUGCAGGGGCCCACGGACUGCUUUGAUAAGCAUGAUUAUGAGCAGUUGACGAACCCGUGGGAGACUGUGUCGGAGAAGGGCGUUGGGCUGGAGCCGGUGCAGUUGUGCAACUUUAAUGUCAAUGUGUGUAAUAUGGAUGCGGCGGAGGGAGGUGAGUAUGGGCCGACUGAUGUGUAUGAGCCUGGUCAUUCGGACUGGAUGUGUGAGCUGCAGGGAAUCACUUGGACUUAGC
Molecule: messenger RNA, 1358 nt
Organism: Colletotrichum godetiae
Lineage: Eukaryota; Fungi; Ascomycota; Sordariomycetes; Glomerellales; Glomerellaceae
Exons: 1
Coding region: 401-1357 (318 amino acids)
Source: RefSeq, a predicted model, not a curated record